AGCGCCAGCUAGGCGGAAGAUGGGAGCUGUCGCCGUCUCUGACAUUUAAAAACACACCGUAAGACCAUGGCAACAAUUGAGCGACUUGUGUCAACGGCUUACUUAUGUUUCGUGUUAAACAGUUAUGUCCUUCGCUGUAGUUGGGCUGCUUAUGCUCCGCUAUCUCCCCCCCGGAUCACUUCUCAAAGCAAUAAAGAUAUGUAAACGGUGUUAUCUACACAAUAUCACCGAAUGCACUGUUUGUUUGACGGCGUCCUUAACGUGUCCGAUGCCGACGAGGCUGCAAUAAAACGUAAGUUGUGCAACCUUUGAAACGACCCUCAGCUAGUUUUAUGUUGAGAUGGCGCCACCUUCUGGGGGUCGUGUGCAUAGCAGCGUAUCUAUCAUCUACGGUGAUUUUUUUUAGGUCACGUGACGAGCUCCGGGGCCUCGAGGGUCGUUGUCCCUGCUGGAAAACCAGCAGGGACACCAGUCUUUGCUGAUUACCUUGAUCAGGUGUGUCAGUUGGCUUUUUCAGCUUGUCAUUGACUGAACACACCUGGUCACGGUAAUCGUUAGGAGCUGACGCAGGGAGAGGAGGAAAACCAGCAGGACAACAGGCCCUCGAUGGAAUCAGUUUGACGUCCCUGCUUUAGAUGAAGAUUGAAUUGAACAGUGGCUCAUCCAAGCAGGAAGAGGCCUGUGAUAUGUAUGUGAGGGCAGCCAACAUGUACAAAAUGGCAAAAAAUUGGUGUGCUGCAGGAAAUGCAUUCUCCCAGGCUGCUCGUCUACAUCUGCAGAUGCAGAGCAAACACGAUGCAGCCACUAACUUCAUAGAUGCUGGAAAUGCUUUCAAAAAAGCGGAUCCACAAGAGGCCAUAAACUGCUUAAACCGAGCUAUUGAGAUAUACACAGAUAUGGGGCGCUUCACCAUUGCAGCAAAACAUCACAUCACCAUUGCUGAAAUAUAUGAGACAGAGCUGGUUGACAUCGACAAGGCCAUUGCUCAUUAUGAACAGGCAGCAGAUUAUUACAAAGGGGAAGAAUCCACCAGUUCAGCAAACAAGUGCCUUCUGAAAGUAGCAACCUAUGCUGCUCAGCUGGAGCAGUACCCAAAAGCUAUCGAGAUCUAUGAACAGGUUGGAACCCAUGCGAUGGACAGCACGCUCCUCAAAUACAGUGCCAAGGACCAUUUCUUCAAGGCCGCACUCUGUCACUUCUGUGUAGACAUGCUAAACGCAAAGCUUGCAGUACAGAAAUAUGAAGAAAUGUUUCCAGCAUUUUCAGACUCCAGAGAAUGCAAACUGUUGAAGAAACUUCUAGAUGCCUCUGAAGAACAGAACGUCGAUGCCUAUACUGAUUCUGUGAAGGAAUACGACACCAUUUCUCGGUUGGACCAGUGGCUGACCACCAUGCUUCUCCGCAUCAAGAAAACCAUACAAGACGAAGAGGGCGACGACCUUCGCUGACUUUCCUCUCUGCUCUUCUUAAGCCCUCAGCAACCGACUUUUACGCUUCAUUUAGCCUUGAGUCUCUCUCCUUUUUUUACCUUCAUCCCUUAUGUCAAACAUACUGCUUUACUUCCAACCAUCGCAGUAUUCUUCUCUUGCCCUUUUAACCCACUCCAAGCAAUGCUUCAGAAAACUGUGCUUAUCCUGUAGGCAACACUAUUCUCCUGAGUGCUCACUGCACACAGUUUAGUUGUUUAUUGAAAUGAAGCAGGGGUUGACCCAUCAUUACAAUAUUCAGAAUUGGGCUGCUAUAUUGAAAAGUCAUACCAGCACAAAUUUAUUUUUUGAUAUAAGAUUAAAUUUUACUAAUAUUUCUAUCUACCAAGAGUUUGAUUUGCAAGAUGUACUUUGGAGUGAACUAAAACCAAAAUGUCCAUAUUCACUAAACACUUGUGUUGGUAUUUGUUGCGUUUGGUUCGAGAAUACUAAAGGUCAUAUCAGGGCGUUUCAUCUCAGCUGCAGAGAGAGAGUUUGAAAAGUUACAGCAAAUACCCCGUCUGCCUUAUAGUGUGCAGUUCUCAGGGUGCGAACACCAGCCUGAUGAAAACUGACAUGCUUUUACAUGCGAUACGAAGUAAUUUGCUAAUUGAUUUUUGUCACAUCUAUUCAAAGCAUUUUAUUUCAGAGACAAGGAUAAAGAAGCUCAGCGCGUUUUGGUGAAACUAGAGCAGCACUUUUUCCUUGUAUAGGUUAUUUUAACAUGUUUCGUUUUCCUGUUGUACUUUACCAGGCUGAAAACCUGCAUUUUAAAGCCUGCAUGAUGCAAUACAUUAAAGAAAAAGAAGCUUUACAGAUCUCAACACUGUGCUGAUGUAUCCUGAUCAUUUUGUCCAUAUAGUCCUAUGAAUCUUAAAAAUAUUUGUAAUUAGUCAUGUCAUAUGUUUGAAUAAACGUGUUGCAGUACAGAAA
This is a messenger RNA of Betta splendens (Siamese fighting fish), 2399 nucleotides long. It is a transcript of the gene napab, whose product is annotated as N-ethylmaleimide-sensitive factor attachment protein, alpha b. Gene Ontology annotation, biological process: SNARE complex disassembly; regulation of synaptic vesicle priming; intracellular protein transport. The transcript is spliced from 11 exons. Bases 636 to 1448 code for a protein of 270 amino acids. Gene Ontology annotation, molecular function: soluble NSF attachment protein activity; syntaxin binding. Gene Ontology annotation, cellular component: synaptobrevin 2-SNAP-25-syntaxin-1a complex; terminal bouton; vacuolar membrane. Lineage: Eukaryota; Metazoa; Chordata; Actinopteri; Anabantiformes; Osphronemidae. The record is from RefSeq and is a predicted model, not a curated record.